AAAAAGAUUUUUUCUUUUUUAUUAGUCUUAUUUAUUAUUAUAAUAAGUUUUGCACAUGCAUUUUAUAUUUUAUUAUCACUAAGAUCUGAAUUUUCACUUGAUCAACAUAAUACAAAUAAUGAUGAUCCAAAUAAUCCUUUGAAUUUAGCUCCUAGUUAUAGUCAAAUUAAUAAUGAUGAUGUUUAUAGAUAUUAAAACUUCUCUUUUUGCGAUAUAUUUGUUUUUAAUAGGUGAUUCAAGCGCAUUAUCCAAUUGGCCAUAUGCAGACAAUCCAUCAAUUGCAAUAUUGAUUAUUUUAUUUUGCCUCUUAAUAAUUGUUGUAUACCUUAUGAACUUGUUAAUUGGAUUACUCAAUAUAGCAAUUGAAGUAGAUAAUAAAAGAGUCUCAUAUUUGAUACAGAAGGCAGAGAUUUUAGCUGAGAUUGAGUUAUUUUACCUGUUACCACAUCAGAGACGUUGGAAAACAUGGUUUCCUAAAGUUAUGUAUUAUUAUGCUGAUGUUGAUAAGACUCGAAUAGAAAUUAAAAGAUUGAUUAAAGAGGGUGAAUGGGAUACUAAGGAAUUCACAGAGAUGCGGGAAAAUUUAUUCAAAGUACUUUCAAUUGAACAUAAUCCUAUUGACAAUGAGGUAAUAUUGGAGAAAUUAUCAGAAUUAAGAAAAAUUAGAAAAAUCUUAUCAUGA
Rhizophagus irregularis DAOM 181602=DAOM 197198 is the source of this 682-nucleotide messenger RNA. NCBI's taxonomy places the organism in Eukaryota, Fungi, Glomeromycota, Glomeromycetes, Glomerales, Glomeraceae. The record is from RefSeq and is a predicted model, not a curated record.